GAAGGAAAAGAGUUGCCGUUCUCCCUGAAUGGACGUCUUGAGAAGCUGCAGAAUCAGUUACUUCCUCGCUUGUCUCUUCAGUGUAUUUCAGGCAUAUUGUUGUUCACAAUGUGAAGACUGCAUAUCUUCCUUCUGCUGUAGAGGACCCCCUGCAUACUGCUGCUCGUACUAUGCCUACAUUGGAAGUGCCCUUUCAGGCACAGCGAUAGCAGGUGUGGUGUUUGGGAUUGUCUUUCUCAUGGGAGUAAUUGCUGGCAUUGCUAUUUGCAUCUGUAUGUGCCUGAAUAAUGGUUGGAACGCACGUGUGGGUGUGCUGCAAGGCUCACAUCUUGAUACGGUCAGUCGAUACAAUGAUUCUUCUCCUCCACCUUACAGUCACAACCAAGAGAUGGAUUACGCUGCAGAUCCACCCCCUCCUUAUACUCCCACGCCGCCAACUUCCCUGCAGUUUACCCUCCCCCCACCUUACCCAGGAUGCUCAAGAAAAUAA
Messenger RNA from Mobula hypostoma (lesser devil ray), 490 nucleotides. It is a transcript of the gene cyyr1, whose product is annotated as cysteine/tyrosine-rich 1. Lineage: Eukaryota; Metazoa; Chordata; Chondrichthyes; Myliobatiformes; Myliobatidae. The record is from RefSeq and is a predicted model, not a curated record. The coding region runs from base 29 to 490 and encodes 153 amino acids. The transcript has 4 exons.